Rhipicephalus sanguineus (brown dog tick) is the source of this 1764-nucleotide messenger RNA. RefSeq lists its product as uncharacterized. Lineage: Eukaryota; Metazoa; Arthropoda; Arachnida; Ixodida; Ixodidae. The transcript has 4 exons. The coding region runs from base 1 to 480 and encodes 159 amino acids. The record is from RefSeq and is a predicted model, not a curated record.
AUGUCCGAGUUCAUCUUCCAAAGUGCCCACUGUGGUCGGAAGGUGACAAUUGACGCUGGGACUUCUCAAGAUGGCGACCCAAGCAUCACGACUGAGACGACAACCAUCGGAAUGACUCUAGAGAACAGCCGUGACACGGACGCUGUUGACUUGCAUAGGAAUGAGGUUAUGUCUUCUCCAGAAGUCGGAGGCGCAGCAACUCGGAGGCAGCGGCGCCGAGAUCUAGAUUUUGACGAUGACGACGACAGUACAUUGCGGGCUCAAGAGGCAUCGCUGCAGAAAAGCCUGGACACUUGCAUGAGGCAUUUGGUGGCCAUGAAGCCGGGAUCCUCGACGACACCCCAGCGACAGGAUACCUCUCGGGACGAGUGCCACGACCACGCACUGUCGAUCGCUGCCAGGUUGCGUCGUCUGGACGACGUAGCGCUGCCGCAGGUACUGCACCGCAUCAGCGCCAUCCUGCUGGAAUUCGGUGUGUGACGAGAGAUCUGACUGAUGAACGUGGUGAUCCUUGUAGUGUAUGUGCUUAAGUGCGUUUGACUUCGUUUUCAUCUGCUAAAGGGACAUGAUGAAUAAUCUGAGCGCAACUGGAUUAUUGCGUCGUCAUUGCAAGCUGCGCGGCGGCGUAGAACUGUGGCGGAUAUCCUAAUGUGACAUCCACAAAACUUUCUUUCGCCUCGUUCGUACUCUUGUGGAGUGAUGAUGUGGUGAAAGCGUGUGUGCUGCUCGGUUAUUGACCUGCGUUAUUGGCAGAGAUAUUAAGCUUUGUUGUUUCUGAAAGCAUGGAAGCAAGGUCCAAUAUGGACGGCGACUAUCUGUGGUGUAGCUUAAAGGCCGAACCACAUGCAGUGUUUUUGCCGGCGUUAUCUGGCGCUGCGUCUCUCGGCGUCGUCACAUAAACGCCGCCAAAGAGGGCGACGAACCACAUCAGAAGCGCUGAGGCCAGCGCAAGGCCAGCGUCGCACAUUGUGAACAAAGGGAAUAAACCUUAAAACUGGCAAAGCAAUGUGCAGUUGUCGUCCAUGGACCAACAAGAAAUAUUGCUGAUUAUAGCUUUUAUGCCUCAUUUGCAGUUUUGCAGUGCGAAAAACCAGUCACAGUGCUGCCGAAAGGGCUAUCUUCCUUUAUUUUACUCGUAGCGCCAACUACUGAGACUAAGAAGACCACAAGCUAGUAAUAUAUGGCCUCUGAGCUUGAAGUUGUCCGACAUCUUUGUCGCCACGUAUUCGGGCAAUACACUCAUUCCUGCUAAGCCUACCGAUGAACUUGAGUAUGGCUCUCGGAAGCAGUUUAAAGAUGUCACGAGCGCUUUGCUGUCGAAGCUUCCAGGGAACAAGCUAAGUCAAAUACAAGCGUCAGUUGAGAACUUGCGGGCCGCACAGUGCAAGGCGAUGACUUAAUAGAUCCGAGGCGGCGGCAGCCAUUUUGGCCGCAUUGACGAUGCCAUUACGUAGGUUGAAGUCGCUGGCAGCCGCGCGCUGAUUGGUUCUGUGUCCACCGAACUGCUUCCGGCGUCAUCUCCGAUCCUGCAGAUGUCUGGGACGUCCUAAGGUGGAGGUGUCGGCCACCGUCAACGCUAGCAUCGACGCCGAGUGACGCCGGGGAACGAAACGCCGGAAAGACGCUGGCAAAAACGCCACAUGUGGUUCGGCCUUAAAGGUGCAAGUUGCUACAGAGGUACUCAGACGUUGUGUACCAUACAAAACAAAUCUAGUUUACACUGUUUUUUACGUAGAGGCUCCACUUUUGAGACAUCCCCACAAU